Molecule: messenger RNA, 1318 nt
Organism: Gracilinanus agilis (Agile Gracile Mouse Opossum)
Lineage: Eukaryota; Metazoa; Chordata; Mammalia; Didelphimorphia; Didelphidae
Gene: QNG1
Product: chromosome 1 C9orf64 homolog
Exons: 4
Coding region: 112-1137 (341 amino acids)
Source: RefSeq, a predicted model, not a curated record
GAGGGCGAGGAGGUCCUGGGCGAUAAAGUUGCACGUAGGCCCUCUCUUAGCUUUACGGCGGAAGCCGAAUCUUGUACAGGACACGUUUAGGGUUCGUGACUUUAACCUGUGAUGGAAGUCCCUCUUUCCCCCCGAGAGUCUGCGGAAUUUGUGGCCAGCAAUAGCCAAGAUGUGUUUAUCGAAGCAGCUGGUGUGGAGCGAGUGGCUGAGAUGCUGCUGGAGAAGAUCCCAAGCCGAGAGUUCAGCGUGGAGAGCUGGAAGACCCUGCACGAGCUGAACCCUCAGGCAAACGAUGAAGAUGCAGUCAACUGGGUGUUUGUCUCCGAUACCCUCAAUUUCUCCUUCUGGUCUGAACAGGAAAAUCACAAGUGUUUGGUGAAGUACAAGGAUAAAAUGUACAGCGGGUACUGGGCUCUUUGCGCUGCAAUCAACCGAACCUUGGAUGAAGGAAUACCCUUCACUAAGGCUUCCUACUAUGCCACAGUUACACUUGGUGAGCUUCAGCAUCAUUUUCGCUCUGACUCAGAUGUACCUAUGCCUUUAAUAGAAGAGAGGCAUAAGAUUCUCAAUGAAACUGGACAAAUUUUACUUGAAAAGUUUGGAGGGUCUUUUCUUAACUGUGUUCGAAAGUGUGACAGAAGUGCACAGAAACUCCUGUCUUUGAUAGUUGAAAAUUUCCCUUCUUAUAGAGAUGUGGCCAAAUAUGAGGGUAAAAAUAUUUCAUUUUACAAACGCGCUCAGAUACUUGUGGCAGAUACGUGGUCUGUACUAGAAGGAAGAGGAGAUGGCUGCUUCAGUGACAUUUCUAGUAUUACUAUGUUUGCUGACUACAGACUACCCCAGGUGCUUGCUCACUUGGGAGCUCUAAGAUACUCCGAUGCACUACUUAAGAAACUUCUUGAAGGAGAAAUGCUCCCAUCUGGAGUUAAAGAAGAGGUGGAAAUCAGAGGCUGUUCUGUUUGGUGUGUUGAGCUAAUUCGAGAUCGAAUUUUAGAACUUAUUAAACAGAAGAGAUUGGAAAUAUCUGUAGAGAUAAAUUCAGUUCUUAUUGAUUAUUACUUAUGGGACUAUGCCCGGGAUCACAGGGAUGAUAUGAAAGGAAUCCCAUUUCAUCAUACACGAUGUAUAUUUUAUUGAUUAUAAGAAGUUCUAAUCAAUAAGACCCCAAAGUUUUAUAACAUAAAAUCAGUUGUGUACCUUGUCUUUUAUUAUGAAUAACCAAGAAAAAGUAUAGCAUGAAGUAUGGGGAAGAAAAAAAGAUUAUUUCAUUCUUUCUUGCCAUAUCUACUACGUGCCUUCAGAAUUUCAUUUUGUUUGA